GUUGGGAUUUAGUAUUACAAAAAACAGUACCAACUAUCUAAAUUGCAUUACUCUGAAGUUAUUGAAUUAUAUAUCGAAGAGACCAGAGUUGUCAUUUGUUGCAAGAGUUGGUGUAAGACUUAAAAUAUUGUUAACUGUUACUGCGUGUAUGUGUUUGGUUGCAGGUCAACAAACAAACUAUAGUAACGGGAGAUUAAAUUUUUAGCAGUGAUAUUCAAAUUGUUUUAUGUUUAAUUUAGAUAUUCGUUACUAAAAGGAUAAUUAUAGUCUCAUCUUUUCUUUUUAUACGCAAAUGAGUAAUAUGUCUUACCCAUCAGCACCACCUCCUUAUUCCCCAACAACACAACAACCUGGAUAUCCACAAUAUCCACCAAAUCAACAAGCUUAUCCACAACAGUAUCCACAACCGCAACCACAGCAGUAUCCACAACAACCACAACAGUUUCCGUAUGGACAGGGAGGAGGAGGAUAUCCUCAACAACAAUAUGGACAACAAAAUACAACAGUUGUAUAUAACCAACAACCGGUUGUGGUACACGAAAGAAGAGACAAGAGUGACGAUACAUGUCUAUAUGUGUUACUAGCUGCGUUGUGUUGUUGCUGUCUGUGUUCGGAUUUCUGAGCCGGAUAAUUUCACUAACUACGUCCAUCAAUCAUCACAUAUUGUUAUAAUUAUAAAUGACAACAAGAUCUGUUUGUGUUUAUGAAAGAAGAAUUGUAUUAUAUAUAUGUCGUUAUAAUACAUAUCGAAUGAUCUGAUGAAAGUUUCUUAUACAGUUUUUGCUCAAGCUUGUACAAGAUUUCUGUUGUUGUUAAAGUGAAAAUGAGAGACAAAAAUAAUAUGUAUAUAUGUAUUAAAUCUAAAUAAUUUGUUACUAGUAUACAAUAGAGCUUUACAGAGGUUGUUUUGACAGAACAACUUUGUAUGGAGAUGUUCUGUUUCUUGUGAAAAUGAUCAUCAAAUUGUAUGUUUUCAAUUGUGUUAGAUUCAACAUUAUAUGUUUAUUUAGAAAUAUUAAAAUGCAAAUAGAUACUUUGUAUGAAUAUACAUUACUAUUAUUCUAUACGUAGUAUUUUCUCUCAGAUAGUUGCACUUUAAUAACUUUUUAUGACAAUCUAAUACCAGCGUAGUAAAAAAAGAAACUAUGAAAACUGCUCUAUAUUUAUACGAAAUCCAUUAGUUGCAUUUCAUCAAAACAUGCUAGUUUUUACUUUAAAAGUUCUUUUUUGAUCAUAUCACUUUUUGAAGGAAUAUUUUUUUUUUAUACUAGACGUAGGUGUGGAAAAUUUAGAAAUACUGUAAAUGAUAACAAAUUAAAAAUAAUGCAUAUGUUAUGCGGCCAAAUUGAACCUAAAUAUUCAUUAUUUUAUUUUGCUCUAGACAUUCUAUUCUUGAUGUAAUGUUUUAUUUUCAAUGUUAUUUGGAUCAUAUGUGUAAAAUGGUUACUGGGAAACUAGAUCUAAUUUAGCUUAUUUUUCAUUAAAAUAUUUCAUGAAUAGCUCGAAUUUUCAUAGAUGAUUUCUCAUUCUAUUCUAUAACUUAAGUUAUGUAAUAUUUUAUCUUAAUAUCUGAAAGAAUUUCCUUUCAACUAAAACAAUACAAUUUUUGACAUAUAGUGAUCAAAAGUCUGACAAACAGACAAAAAAUGCAGCUAUUGUUUUCCCCCUAAAUAAAUGAUAUUUUUAUUCAGUAUAUCCAAAUACAUAUCUUGAUAAUUUCAUGGAUGAAUGUAUAGAAACAAAACCUUUUAAUAAAUACUAUGACAAGAUCUCAAAAUGAGACAUAUUUUGGGCCUUUUUAUCAACAGUAAGAAAGAUGUUUUCGAUAGAUUGAUAAUGAUUUAUUUUCUAGAUUUUAAGGAAUAAAAAAGUAUCUUCUUCAUAUCUUUUUUAUUCCAAUUUAAAAUUUUAGCAGAUCAAAAUAAAGUAACUUUUCCCAAUUUUACCAUUUAUUUAUAGUCAUUGUUUAUGUCGAAGAUCUGUUGAUAUUUUUUAAGUUUUACACUUUGUUUAUAUUGAUUAAUUCAUUUUGUUGGAGAUCGUGAAAUAAAAUUCCAUCUUAUUUUUA
Molecule: messenger RNA, 2068 nt
Organism: Mytilus trossulus (common blue mussel)
Lineage: Eukaryota; Metazoa; Mollusca; Bivalvia; Mytilida; Mytilidae
Exons: 4
Coding region: 293-622 (109 amino acids)
Source: RefSeq, a predicted model, not a curated record